Molecule: messenger RNA, 543 nt
Organism: Cryptococcus deneoformans JEC21
Lineage: Eukaryota; Fungi; Basidiomycota; Tremellomycetes; Tremellales; Cryptococcaceae
Exons: 5
Coding region: 32-457 (141 amino acids)
Biological process (GO): mitotic actomyosin contractile ring assembly
Cellular component (GO): myosin II complex
Molecular function (GO): calcium ion binding
Source: RefSeq, a predicted model, not a curated record
UGUUCCUUCCUUCCUUGCAAUACUACUAGAGAUGUCCGGCAACAACGCAGAAUACCGAGAAGCCUUUGCCCUCUUUGACAAGCGAGGCACCGGCCACGUGCCCCGUGAAUCCCUUGGUGAACUUUUGCGGUCCUUGGGUCAGAAUCCUACCCAGGCAGAGGUUGCCGAGCUCGAGAAGACUGUCGGAGCCACUUUCAGCUAUGACGAAUUUUUGGCGGUGUUGAACAGGCCGGAUGGAUGGAAGCCUGCCGGCACUGCCGACGAGUUUAUCAAGGGAUUCCAGGUCUUUGACAAAGCUGGAAACGGGUUCAUCGGUGCCGGUGAACUUCGCUAUGUCCUCACCCAGCUUGGCGAGAAGAUGACUGAUGAGGAAGUGGACGAGCUGCUCAAGGGCUUCCCUGUCCAAGACGGCCAGAUCAACUACCACUCUUUCGUCCGAUCAAUUCUCUCUCAAUAAGAAUGGGAGAGGGAGAUGGAGGACGGAAAUGUAUUCUAUUCUACUUGUUUCUUGACGAACUUUAACGAUGCAAUCUCGUGCAAACC